Pongo pygmaeus (Bornean orangutan) is the source of this 2472-nucleotide messenger RNA. It is a transcript of the gene DUOXA1, whose product is annotated as dual oxidase maturation factor 1. Gene Ontology annotation, cellular component: endoplasmic reticulum membrane. The coding region runs from base 429 to 1526 and encodes 365 amino acids. The record is from RefSeq and is a predicted model, not a curated record. Gene Ontology annotation, biological process: protein transport. The transcript has 7 exons. NCBI's taxonomy places the organism in Eukaryota, Metazoa, Chordata, Mammalia, Primates, Hominidae.
CUCCAUCUCAGCUGAAUGUGAACCUCCUCACCAGCUCUCUCUCAGUCUCAGUUCUGCUCUCACUCAGCACUUCCUGGAGUUGUGCAGAGGGGACCCUGCACAGCUGCAAGUGGUGGCCCUGGUACCUGGAGUUCCCAAGGGCAGAACCACAGCUCACUCCCCUCUUGGAGCACAGAGAUUGACAUUCAGCCACAUUGAGCCAAGCCCAGAGCUGAAGAGGGACAAGGCUCCAGACCCACCACUCCUCCAGCCACCCCUUGGCCACUCACCUUUCUGCCAGACAAAGACAUUGGGCUGCAGAGCACUGGGGUCAACAUUAAUAACAGCGACCAGCACGUCCCGCAGGGUGGUAUUUCGGAUUUCUUCAAUCUCCUUCUUGGAGAACAGCCUAAGUUGGAGGAAGUAGAAGCCACUGGGAUGGGAAGGGGAUGCAGGCCUCCAGCAACCCCAGGCCCAAGGAUCCAGCAUUGCCCCCCCUGCACAACCUCACCAAGAUGGCUGCUUUGGGACACACAUUUCCCUUCUAUGCUGGCCCCAAGCCAACCUUCCCGAUGGACACCACUUCGGCCACCAUCAUCAUGAUCUUUCUGACUGCACUGGCCACGUUCAUCGUCAUCCUGCCUGGCAUUCGGGGAAAGACGAGGCUGUUCUGGCUGCUUCGGGUGGUGACCAGCUUAUUCAUCGGGGCUGCAAUCUUGGCUGUGAAUUUCAGUUCUGAGUGGUCUGUGGGCCAGGUCAGCACCAACACAUCAUACAAGGCCUUCAGUUCUGAGUGGAUCAGCGCUGAUAUUGGGCUGCAGGUCGGGCUGGGUGGAGUCAACAUCACACUCACAGGGACCCCCGUGCAGCAGCUGAAUGAGACCAUCAAUUACAACGAGGAGUUCACCUGGCGCCUGGGCGAGAACUAUGCUGAGGAGUAUGCAAAGGCUCUGGAGAAGGGGCUGCCAGACCCUGUGCUGUACCUAGCUGAGAAGUUCACUCCAAGAAGCCCAUGUGGCCUAUACCGCCAGUACCGCCUGGCGGGACACUACGCCUCAGCCAUGCUAUGGGUGGCAUUCCUCUGCUGGCUGCUGGCCAAUGUGAUGCUCUCCAUGCCUGUGCUGGUAUAUGGUGGCUACAUGCUAUUGGCCACAGGCAUCUUCCAGCUGUUGGCUCUGCUCUUCUUCUCCAUGGCCACAUCACUCACCUCACCCUGUCCCCUGCACCUGGGUGCUUCUGUGCUGCAUACUCACCAUGGACCUGCUUUCUGGAUCACAUUGACCACAGGACUGCUGUGCGUGCUGCUGGGCCUGGCUAUGGCGGUGGCCCACAGGAUUCAGCCUCACAGGCUGAAGGCUUUCUUCAACCAGAGUGUGGAUGAAGACCCCAUGCUGGAGUGGAGUCCUGAGGAAGGUGGACUCCUGAGCCCCCGCUACCGGUCCAUGGCUGACAGUCCUGAGUCGCAGGACAUUCCCUUGUCAGAGGCUUCCUCCACCAAGGCAUACUGUAAGGAGGCACACCCUGAAGAUCCUGACUGUGCUCUAUAACAUUCCUCCCCGUGGAGGCCACCUGGACUUCCAGUCUGGCUCCAAACCUCAUUGGAGCCCCAUAAAACCACCAGAACUGGCUGGUACCAGACCCCCAGCACCAAUUUACAGAUGAGUAGGAAAAGGAGGCUCUACAUACUGAUGUUAAAAAACAAAGCAAAACAAAAAGCCCUAAGGGGCUGAAGAGAUGCUGGGCCUGUCCAUAAAGCCUGUUGCCAUGAUAAGGCCAAGCAGGGGCUAUCUCGUCUCUGCACAGCAACCCAGCCUUUCUGUGCUGCCUUGCCUCUUCAAGAUGCCAUUCACUGAAACCUACCUUCACCCCCAUAAACCGGCAGGACGGGGGUUACAUAUGAUUCUCCUAUGGUUUCCUCUCAUCCCUUGGCACCUCUUGUUUUCCUUUUUCCUGGGUUCCUUUUGUUCUUCCUUUACUUCCCCAGCUUGUGUGGCCUUUUGGUACAAUGAAAGACAGCACUGGAAAGGAGGGGAAACCAAACUUCUCAUCCUAGGUCUAACAUUAACCAACUAUGCCACAUUCUCUUUGAGCCUCAGUUCCCAAAUUUGCUAAAUAAGAUUGCAGGACUUGCCAAGAAUCUCGGGAUUUAUCUUUCUAUGCCUUGCUGACACCUACCUUGGCCCUCAGACACCACCUCACAAGAAGCCAGGUGGGAAGUUAGGGAAUCAACUCCAAAACGCUAUUCCUUCCCACCCCACUCAGCUGAGCUAGCUGAGUGGCGUCCAGGACGGGGAGUGGGUGACCUGCCUCAUCACUGCCAUCUAACGUCCACCUGGGGUGGCUCAGAAAGAUGCUAGCUCUGGUAGGGUCCCUCCGGCCUCACUAGAGGGCGCCCCUAUUACCCUGGAGUCGACGCAGAGAAUCAGGUUUCACAGCACAGCGGAGAGUGUACUAGGCUGUCUCCAGCCCAGCGAAGCUCCUGAGGGCGUGCGU